UUCCUUCAUAAUAAAGCGAGUGCUGCCCAGAGAGAGAGAAAGCAGUUUUUUGUUUGUGCUGGAAUGUGCAGCUUAAUUUAGUUUCUCAAGGAGCUGAGAGCUUGAAAAGCACGCCGACGACGGGAUGUGGGUCCAACAUGAGGACAGUGCAGCUGCAGAGUCUGAUGAAGAGAGCAGUUUGUCUUCUGAAGAUCAGGGAGACGUUCAGUAUGAGUUCCUGGAAAAGCAGCGGGAUGAAGCCAAUGAGAGACUGUCUGAGCUGGAGGAAGUGUCCAAUCAGCUCUUGAAGGAGAUCAAUGUGCUGGAGCUCCAGUUCCAGAUUGAAAGAUCUUGUAGGGAGAGUGCUGAGGCGCUGGCUGUCAAGGUGACCAAGGAGAACAAAGUCUUGAAGAGGAAGAGCCAAAUGCUGAUGCCGCUCAUCCCCGAGCUGCCUGAAAACCUGGCUGCUCUGACCUUUGACCCCGAGAUUGACCCCACAGUUAACGGUGAUGUGGUUGAUCUCGGUGAGGACAGUGUUGGCGGUGAGGGGACGCAGCUGCUGGAGAGCCAAGUCAAGCUCGCAGAGCUGCAGGCGUCAGUGGACGGUCUGCUGGCUGAGAAGCUGCAGCUGGAGCUAGAAGUAGAGGAUCUGACCAAACAGCUGGACCAACUGAGAGAGCAGCUAGCUCUGGAGGUUGCAGAGAAAGAGGCCAUGCUGAGGAAAAUGAGCAAACAGAGCAAGACCAUGAAUAAAUUCAAACGAGUCUCCCAGCUUGUCACAGAGGAGUUCACAGAAAUGUCUCAGAGACUGGAGUUGGAGGAGGACCUCCGGCAGCAAGCAGAGGUCUUUGCCCACCAGAUGUUGGUGCAGCAGACGGUGGCCAACGGGCAGAGCUCAGAGACCGGCCUGCAGCUGCAGCAGGCGCUGGAGCAAAUAGCCAACAUCGGCACAGCCCUGAGUGAUAUACAGCACUACUACCAGGACCAGGUAAAACAGAGUCAGAGCGCUGAGGAGGAGAGCGGCGUCCUCUCUGAGCUGCAGAGCCUGAAGGAGCGGCUGGAGAAGAGUGAAGUGGAGAGAAAGGUCUUGGAAACUCAGCUGUCUGAGGCGAACAGCACCGUCACACAGCUGCAGGAAGAAGUGAAACAGUUACAACAAACAUUGAAGAUGGAGGAUACGACUGAUGAACAAGUGGAGGAAUCCACUCCGGCUCCUCCGGCUCCACCUCCUCCUCCUCCUCCUCCUCCUCCUCCUCCCACUACUGUAAUCAAUUUCCAGGAUUUCCUGAGGAGCAGGAGGAAAGACAGUAAAGGUGACCCAAACAAACCAGCACCCUUGUUGGACAUUAAGGCGAAAGCGGUGGAUGAAAUGAUGGAGAGAAUAAAGAAAGGCAUCACCCUGAGGCCCAUGAAGAGAGUACAGGAGGAUGGCAACUCAUGGAAGGACCAGACAAGUGAAAACAGAAAAUCAGCUGUUCUGGAGUUGAAAGGGAUGCUGGACAACAUGAAACGUCAGCACCACCGCAGAGUGCCGUCCAGGAGGGGCCGACAUGUUGGGGAGGCAGAGCUAAUGCAGGUGCUCCAGAGGAGGAGGAGGGCGAUGGGGGAGAACCAGGACCCGUCCGCCUCAAGCCAAACACAGGACCCCCAGCCAGGUGCACAGUGCGUCCCAGCAGCAAGAGACGUUCCCUGGGCAGGUGAGAGCGGCAGCGCUCCUGUGCUCCGGAGGCUGAAACAGAACAGGCAGAACAGGGACUCUCGUAUCAGAGCAUCAGCUCUGAUCAUCGGCCAAGAGAACUGAGAUCAGUACAACGCUUUUUGUCUUUCAACAUCACUGCAUUUGUCAUUGCUGUUUUAUAUGAUGAUGAACUGCAGAAGUGUUUAUUGACCUAAAAGGAUGUUUUUGUAUUUUAUAUUUUUUUACUGUGACUUUGAUCUAAAAGCAAUCCAUCAUAUCUUUGCACUGAAUUACUAUUUGAAAGCACUGCUUCUGUGAUCCCUUACAAUAAAAUGUUGGGCAACCAUU
Messenger RNA from Seriola aureovittata, 2005 nucleotides. It is a transcript of the gene shtn2, whose product is annotated as shootin 2. The transcript is spliced from 17 exons. The coding region runs from base 125 to 1780 and encodes 551 amino acids. The record is from RefSeq and is a predicted model, not a curated record. NCBI's taxonomy places the organism in Eukaryota, Metazoa, Chordata, Actinopteri, Carangiformes, Carangidae.